Molecule: messenger RNA, 1005 nt
Organism: Vitis riparia (riverbank grape)
Lineage: Eukaryota; Viridiplantae; Streptophyta; Magnoliopsida; Vitales; Vitaceae
Product: cancer-related nucleoside-triphosphatase
Exons: 6
Coding region: 62-640 (192 amino acids)
Molecular function (GO): ATP hydrolysis activity
Source: RefSeq, a predicted model, not a curated record
GCCGGUAUUAUCCUUAGAAAAGGCGGAGGGAAGUGAGAGUUGAGGCUUGGAGACGGUGAGAAUGGCAGGUCCCGGUAAAUGCUUCCUCGUUACUGGCCCUCCUGGCGUGGGUAAGACCACUCUGAUAACGAGGGUGCUGGAGACUCUCAAAAUCUCAAACCCUAAUUUGAAGGUUCAGGGUUUCUACACUAGCGAGGUGAGAGAAGCCAGUGAAAGAGUUGGGUUCCAAGUGGUUACAUUAGAUGGUCGCAAGGGACCUCUCGCCUCUUCUUCUAUUUCCAGCCCAGAGUCUCUAAGAUGGCCUAGUGUUGGGAAGUACAGAGUGGAUAUAGCAUCCUUUGAGGCAUUAGCAUUGCCCGAGUUGCAGGUGAAAGAAGACACUGAUCUUUUCAUCAUCGACGAGGUUGGUAAAAUGGAGCUGUUCAGUUCAUCAUUCUUUCCUGCUGUUCUAAGAGUUCUGGAAUCAAAUAUUCCAGUUUUGGCCUCCAUCCCAAUUCCAAAAUUCGGCCGAGAUAUACCUGGAGUUGCACGGUUGAGGAAUCAUCCAGGAGCAACAAUUUUCACUUUGAACACCGGCAACAGGGAUUUUGUUAAAGAACAGAUUUACUCCCAACUCAGAGACUUACUACAGAAGCAUUAGGUGUUGCUCAGGUGUGCUUUAAAAUUGUGUUUGCUGUGGCUCUUCCGCAAAGUCAAGGACAAUCCUUCGUGGCUUGAUAAAAUUUUACCUUGUAAGAGAUGUAUUGGCAGCUCAUGUAAUUGUUUUUAUCUUGGGCUUUAAAAGGUAGCCUUUAUGGCUGGUCAGGGUUUCAACUCUCCUGUUUGACUACUUCUGCUUCAAACUUUUGCACUUCCCCCCUGUGGGGAACUAACUGAAUCAGCACACUUUUGUUCAGCUGAUUAUUAUUAUUUUUUUUUCAAAAAAGGGACCCAAAAUGUCAAAUUUACAUAAUGAAACUCUGUUAAAAGUAAUGAUUAAUAAAAAAGAGGCUUUUCAGUUUUCAA